Molecule: messenger RNA, 2190 nt
Organism: Myotis brandtii (Brandt's bat)
Lineage: Eukaryota; Metazoa; Chordata; Mammalia; Chiroptera; Vespertilionidae
Gene: EIF2A
Product: eukaryotic translation initiation factor 2A, 65kDa
Exons: 14
Coding region: 103-1860 (585 amino acids)
Biological process (GO): translational initiation
Cellular component (GO): cytosolic small ribosomal subunit
Molecular function (GO): ribosome binding; tRNA binding; translation initiation factor activity
Source: RefSeq, a predicted model, not a curated record
AAUACUAAGUUGCCGUGCCCACGCCGGAGUGGACGUGUAGAGGCCGGGUUUGGCCCUUGUAAACUCUGACCCAAGUGCAUAGUUUUCUCUUUCCGGGACGAGAUGGCGCCGUCCACGCCGCUUCUAACAGUCCGAGGAUCAGAAGGACUGUACAUGGUGAAUGGACCACCACAUUUUACAGAGAGUACAGUGCUUCCAAGGGAAUCUGGGAAAAAUUGCAAAGUCUAUGCCUUUAGUAAGGAUGGGACCUUGUUUGCCUGGGCCAACGGAGAGAAAAUAAAUAUUAUCAGUGUCACUAACAAGGGACUACUGCACUCCUUCGAUCUCCCUAAGACAGUUUGCCUUGAAUUCUCACCAAAAAACACUGUCCUGGCAACGUGGCAACCUUACACUACUUCUAAAGAUGGCACAGCUGGAGUUCCCAACCUGCAACUUUAUGAUGUGAAAACUGGGACAUGUUUGAAGGCUUUCAUCCAGAAAAAGAUGCAAAAUUGGUGUCCAUCCUGGUCAGAAGAUGAAACUAUUUGUGCCCGAAAUGUUAACAAUGAAGUUCAUUUCUUUGAAAAUAACAAUUUCAAUACAACUGCAAAUAAAUUGCAUUUGCAAAAAAUUAAUGAUUUUGUGUUAUCACCUGGACCCCAACCAUACAAGGUGGCUGUUUACGUUCCAGGAAGUAAGGGUGCACCUUCAUUUGUUCGAUUAUAUAAGUACCCCAACUUUGAUGGACCUCAUGCAGCUUUAGCCAAUAAAAGUUUCUUUAAGGCAGAUAAGGUUACAAUGCUAUGGAAUAAAAAAGCUACUGCUGUGUUAGUAAUAGCUAGUACAGAUGUUGACAAGACAGGAGCUUCCUACUACGGUGAACAAACGCUGCACUAUAUUGCAACAAAUGGAGAAAGUGCUGUGGUGCAAUUACCAAAAAGUGGCCCCAUCUAUGAUGUAAUUUGGAAUUCGAAUUCUACUGAGUUUUGUGCUGUUUAUGGUUUUAUGCCUGCCAAAGCAACAAUUUUCAACUUGAAGUGUGAUCCUGUGUUUGACUUUGGAACUGGUCCUCGUAACGCAGCCUACUAUAGUCCUCAUGGGCAUAUAUUAGUACUGGCUGGAUUUGGAAAUCUGAGGGGACAGAUGGAAGUAUGGGAUGUUAAAAACUACAAACUUAUUUCUAAACCAGUGGCCUCUGAUUCUACAUAUUUUGCUUGGUGCCCAGAUGGUGAGCAUAUUUUAACAGCUACAUGUGCUCCCAGGUUACGUGUUAAUAAUGGGUACAAGAUUUGGCAUUACACUGGCUCAAUCUUGCACAAGUAUGAUGUGCCAUCAAAUGUGGAAUUAUGGCAGGUUUCUUGGCAGCCAUUUUUAGAUGGAAUAUUUCCAGCAAAAACAAUAACUUACCAAGCAGUUCCAAGUGACGUACCCAGUGAAGAACCUAAAACUGCAACAGCUUACAGACCCCCAGCUUUAAGAAAUAAACCAACUACCAAUUCCAAACUGCAUGAGGAGGAACCUCCUCAGAAUAUGAAACCACAACCAGGAAAUGAUAAGCCAUUAUCAAAAACAGCCCUUAAAAAUCAAAGGAAACACGAAGCUAAGAAAGCUGCAAAGCAGGAAGCAAGAAGUGACAAGAGUCUGGAUUUGUCACCUACACCUACAUCACAGAGCUCAGCUCAAAAUACGGUCUCUCAGCCAAUUUCUGGAGAUCCUGAGGUAGACAAAAAAAUCAAGAACCUAAAGAAGAAACUGAAAGCAAUCGAACAACUGAAAGAACAAGCAGCAACUGGAAAACAGCUAGAAAAAAAUCAGUUGGAGAAAAUUCAAAAAGAGAAAGCCCUUCUCCAGGAGCUGGAAGAUUUGGAAUUGGGUAUUUAAAGAGUCACAGAAAGCAAGUUGGUUACCAGAAAUCAGUGGGAACUCAUCUUCUGUUAAGUUCAUCGGUGUAUACAGAACGUUCAUGUGCCCACAUUUAACAUUCAUCUCUAAUUUUAACCAUUUUCCAAAGUUCUGCGUAUAUGGGAAAUUAUUUAAUAAUGUCUAUUAAAAUUGAUUUUUGUGUCCUGCAUCUUAGAUCAUGUUAACAUAUGAAAUAAAAAGACACAUGACAUAUUGAAGUUUGACAUAUUGAAAGACAAAUGUCAUUGUUUUUUAGGAGGAGACAGUAUUUACCAUAUAAAUGAAUAAAGACAUUUUAAAUUUAAUCAA